Messenger RNA from Paramecium octaurelia, 5330 nucleotides. Lineage: Eukaryota; Ciliophora; Oligohymenophorea; Peniculida; Parameciidae. The record is from the annotation of a GenBank genome assembly.
AUGCUCAUAUUUUCAUUGCUUAUUUCGAUAGCGAUAGCUUGCAAGUAAUAAAAUCGGAAUAACUUAGAUCAAUAAGUGAAUCGGAAUCUAUAAAUUUAGAGAAUGGAAAGAAAUAAGAAUUAUGUUUUAAGGUGAAUACCAAUCUGCCAACCAUAGUUUAAUUAGUUAAAUAUGAGGAUGAAGGUUCCAAGAAGAAAAAGAAAAAGGGAAAGAGUAACAAAGACGAGGAUGAGGAGGAUGAAAAUAUAUUCAUUUACGGUAUUUGUAGUGUUUAAUAAAAUCUAGAGGAAGUUGGUUUAGGAUAGUGUAAAUUAAAAUAAGGACAGAGAGUUUGUUAUUUUGAAAAAGGUAAGGAUAGAUUAGAAGUCGAUCUGAAAUGUACUAAGGGGCCAUGCAAAUUCAAUGUGAUUGUUAUGCAAGAAGAACCUAAGUAAUUGCAGAUUGGAAAACAAUAAAAAUCUAAAUUAAAAUUAUUAAAAAUAGCAUCGAGUUCUAAUUAUAGAGUAGUCUAUUCAAUUAAAUGUAACAAUUGUGUCAUGAAAAUUGUUGAUGCAGAUCUCUGGUUUUAUGGGGACGAACCAACUAUUAUGCAAAGUGACACAAGAUUCAUAGCCGCAUUUUAUGAUGGCAUAGAGAGUGAAACAACCAUGAUUUUAAUUGGUGAUCAGGAAUUUGAAAUUGAAAGAUUUGAAUAUGUGAAAUAACAGAAUUUGAAUCUUAAUUAAGUAAUGGUCGAUGCCAUUGAAAAAUCAAAAAAGAAUGAAUAUCUAAUUUAAGGUGUAAAAGUUGUUAAACUUAAAUCUCAUACUCAUGACAUCUUGAAAAUUAAAGUUAGGAAUCAAGAUGGGGAUAUCAUUAUAGAUUAGACUCUUAAUACAUUUUAACAUAAAAAUUAUAAUUUAUUGUGGAAUGAAGAUUUCUCCAGUUUAGAAUUGAGUUCAAGCAAUAAAAUAAGUUAUUAGAUAGAAGUUAUAGAAAAACCUGAUAUUAUCUCUGUUGAAAGUAAUGAUUUAGCUAUAGGACAGUAAUAUGGAAUUGUUAAUUACAAGUUGAAACUACUUGAAAUAGAAGACAAUCAUUUCACUGUAUCAGCAGAUAGUUCAGAUGAUAUUUCAGUUUCGGUCAAGCCAUGUAAAGGCAGCAAAUGUGAAGCUAUUGAAAAGAUUAAGAAUGGAGAAUCCUUUCAAUCUGUACCAUAAAAUUGUGAUAAUCCAGAUAAGGACAAUUAUUGUUGGUAUGUGAUUGCUGUGGAAACAUAUGGCAUAUAUAGUCUUAACAUCAAUGACAAUAAUGAAGCCAAAAUUUUAUAAGAGAAUCAACUGAUUAAUUCGGAGAUCGAUGAAGAGGAGAAACAUCAUUUCAAAUUCAAUUUAGCAAAUUCAUAAAAUUAUAGUUCAGUCAUUUUUAGAGUCACUUCUGAAAAUGUAUAAAUUCUAGUAAGUAGAUCAUCUAAGUGUUAAUUGGUUAAUUGGAAAUGCUAUGAAUAUAGUGGAACCAGCGACUAACCAAUUACUUUGAGUGAUUCUCAAAUAAAAGAUGGUUAAUAUUCAAUCACAAUUGAAGGAAUGGAAUUAGCAAAGUAUGGGUUGAUCAUUGAAACCCAUCCUAAGGAUAAGAUCAAUGUUGUCAAUAUCAAAAAAGGGUCGAUUUAUAAAUCAUCAAUCAAUUCUAAUUAAAAGAAAUAAUGUUUUAAAUAUGAACAGACUACUAAAGGAGUCUUAACUCUUUUAGUCCAUGGACCCAAUCAGAAACUAGUUAGUUAUGCGAAUAUUGACACUGAUGAAGAAAUUCCAACCAAAGGUGAUAAUGAUGUAAUUACAGGAAAUUCAGCCUUGCAAUUAGUUAGUGAUAAAUUCAUAGCUUGUGUUGAAAUCUAAGAUUAGUAUAAUUAAGAUGUUAAAAAUGUCACAGAUUAUAAUGACAUCAAAUUUUCACUUAUUUUAUAUGAUGCUUAAUCUGUCAUCAAUUUAGAAUUCAAUUCAGCCUACUAUGGAUAAGUAGCAUUUACAGAAUAGUAAAGAUUCUCAUUUUUGAGUUACUUCGAUGAAGAUGUUGUUUAUAUCACCAAGAAUAUCCUAUCAAGUGGAGAUGUCAAUAAGGACUUACAAGUGUACAUUGGUAAUAUGUUAUAUGAGAAUUUGGAUUAAUAUGAAUACAAGUUCUUUGAUAAUGAAGUCAGCACAUAUUCACUCUCAAGUGAAAAAAUGAAGAAAUUGUGUGAUAUCGAUGAGGAUAGCUCAGUCAGUGUAGAUCAUAGUAGAAUCACUCAUCUUUGUGAAAUAUUUGUUGUUGUCAAAAGUAUAUCCAAGAGUCCAGUCAGAUAUACAUUAACUAUCCAUAAAUAAGAUUUGGCCAUCCAAUUGACUGAUGGAUUACAGCAAUCAUACAAUUUGUAACACAUUGAAGAAUUCAUGCAUUUCUAUUACCAACCUAAUUCUAAGUCUGCUGAUGUGAAUUUAUUUGCAUCUACUUUUUAUGGCAAAUUUGUUUUGCAUAUAAACAUAUGGAAGUAAGACAAUAUCAAACACAAAUCUGAUUGGCCAUUUAUUGAUAAAGAGGAUGAUUCAGAUAUCUCAAGUGGAUCAACAAAUCAAAUACACAGAACCAUUAAAUCAGAUGCCUUAGAUCAAUGUUGGCCUGAUUGUGUGUUAUUGAUAUCUGUUUAAAGUGAAUAGGAUUCUCCAAAAGUUAAUGGUUACAAUUAUAAUUAUAAUGAUCAAUUCCAUAUUAUGAUUAAUCAGGGAAUGUAGGACGCUAUCGAAGGUUAAAAGUAUGAAGUUUCAAUCAAGAGCGAACAGACUGUUUAUUUCACAUUUAAAAAUUUGUAAAAGUUUAGAGAUGAUGCUUAUUUAACAUUUUCAUUAUUGUAAAUCAUUGGUAAUGGUUUCUUCACAAUCAGUGUAAAUGGAGGAGAUAAGUUUGAGUAUCCCAAUUUGUAUGGAAAUUUUGAUUUCCAUGCAGAUGGAUCCUACUUUCAAUUGUCUAAAGAUAAAUUGAAUGAGAAGCUAAAGGAGAAACAGAUUUCGAUUUAGGAUGCCUAUUUGAUUAUCUCAGUUGCAGGAUUAUAAAGUUAUUAUAAUCCCAUCUAAUAAUCCGUUAAGUUAGAAUUCACUAUUUCGUAUAUGAAUAUGGAUUACAUUCAAAUUAUGCAUAGUCAACCUAAUACAAUUCAUGCCAAACUUCAUCAACCCACCAUUGUUUAAUUUUAUAAUUAUCUCAAACAGGAUAUCUUCUUUAAGUUACAUAGAUUUAUAGGAUAUGGAAACAUGUCUGUUUUCAUUUGCAAUCAGUAAAGUAACAUUGCUGAAUGUGUAAAAGACAGUAAUGAUGCAGAAUUCAAAUAUCUAGAUUCAGUUUUGGCAGCUGGAAACGAGAAUUCCUAAAUCUUGAUUUAAGCUAACGAUAAGGAGAAAUUCUGUAUUUAUUGCACAUACAUCAUCAAAAUUGAAUCUUCUGAUAGCGAAUUACAAGGCUAAUUAACUGUGGUGUUGGAUAAUGACUUCGUUAAAUUGCCAGCUGGUGUUUAAUAUAGUGAUUAUGUAGAAAACCAGAGAUCCUCCUAAUUCUCCAUUUCAUAUACUCAAGAUAGCAAAAUUGAAAUAUUUAUCUAAAUAUUUACUGGAGAUCCUAUUGUCUAAUAUUCAUAUAGUUAAGAUAACUUGAAAUCCAGCAAAAUUGUAAAGGCAUAACCAAAUAACAAAUACAUCCACCUUACUGUUCCCAGUCAAAAAGUGUUGGAUGAACUUGAGCAAAUUGCUGAAGAAUUGUACAAUAUCAACAACAAUAAAGAUAAAGAAAAGGAUAAUGAAAUUAGCUUAUUACCAUCUCAUUUUAUUCAUGAUGAAUUAUAUGUAAGAGUGUCUACAGAAUCCAAUGAACCAUGCAACUAUACUAUUUAUUAUACAAGUGAUUAUGUUAAUGGAAAAUUGCAAGAUGGUAGAAUACAUUUAGCCAUUAUUGAACAGAAUAUUACAUUUUUGUAUGAAAAUUAUAACCAAUAGGUUUCAGUACUCAAUCUAUCUCCCCUUAAUUAAACAUCUCUCUAAGAUAUUGAAAUAAAAGUCCUUUAUAUUAAAAAGCAAUCAUUUGAUGAUUUCCACUAUGAAUAUUUAUAAGAUAUACCCAUCAAAACUAGAUUAAUACAUCCUCUCUCCAGCAGUUAUGAAUUGCCAAAAGAUAAUGGAAUCUAUGAAAUUAUCCUGAUAAACAAGAAGUAUAUUGAAAACGCAACAAAUCCUACUUUAUUUAUUGAAAUAAGUGUCUCCACCAAUGACAUAAGAAUCUUACCCAUCUAAAGACAUCAUAGUGGGUACAUCUAACAAAAUGAUAUCGAUUACUUUGAGACUUACUCUCCAGCUGAAGGGUAUCUCGCUGUUGAAAUUUACUCAUGUUCAUCUGAUAUCAAUUUUAGUUUCUCAAAAUCAAAUUUCAAAUCUUUCGUCGAGGAAGAUUAUGACGAAUCUGUCGAUAUUCCAGAAAAGGACUAUCAUGUUGAAAUGAUCUCAGUGGACAAGGGAACUCUCUGGGUUGCCAUCAAAGGAAUCUCCACCACUCCAGCCUAUUAUCAUAUUACCAAUCAUUUCUAUUAAAAUAAAAAAGAAAUACCUUUUGGUAAGAUAUUGGCUGGCAACGAUGGUCAUAUCAAGUGGCAUCUAGAUAAAUAAAAAUCUGAUUCAAUAUAAAUAGAAUUUGAACAUGCCUCUUGUAAUAAAUGCAAUUUGGAGGGAGUCUAAAUUAAUUAUCACAUCUUUAUUGCUCAAGAUGAAAAGAAACUAUAAAUGUUGGGUUAUUGUGGUAAUGAAUAAUUCGAAAGUCAUAAGGCAGAUGAUGAAAAAAUCUUUAAAAAGAGUAUUCAAUCGUAUCGCUUAGCUGAUCACAAUGGAAGCAUUGUUUAUGAAAUCGAAUUUCCAAAUUUAGUUACAUAUGAAUAUGCCUCAGUCGGAGUUUUUGCUACAGUUGAUAAUUUCAUGAAGUACUUACUUAUUUUAAUAAUAGUUCCACUUCUUAAAUUAAAGUAUUUUAUCGAACCAUUCAAGUACCAGUGCCAAAUUAUUUUGCCAAAUUCUUAAAUCAUAAUAGAACAUUCUUUACUUUCUUAAUAGUUGGCAUGAUUUUGUUAAUAGCAUUAUUGACUCUUUGGCUGUGUUAUUACAUUAAACGGUAAAUAAAAUAAUUUAUUUAUACAUAGAUAUAGAAAUACAAAAUAUAAAUUAGACUUUUAAUUAGAGUAAGGAGCAAAAAUUAUUGCCUCCAACAAAUUACCUUAGAAUGACGAUGCUGCAUUCUAAAAUGAUUUCAAAAUGAAAUACUAGACAUUUGAAGAGGAUUGA